AGAGCGAUUAGUAGUUCAUUGUCGGCUGUGAAAGCAAGUGGUGGUCAGUACAAAGUGAAAAAGAAGAGAAACGACAACGCAGUAAAUAGUGAAGUGAAGUAAAUUGGAGUGUUUUAUUGUAAAGAAAGAAAAAAAACAGGAAAACUGCACUGAAUGUGAUGUUCGAUAUUUGUUAUUUUGUGUAUUUCCUCCUGUAGUGAAAAUACAAUUAAAAUAAACAAUUUUCUUCAAAUUUCCCGUCACAAAACGAGAUUAGGGGAAGAUGAGUUGCCAAUUGUCCUUUUACAAAGUGCUCUUGAGCAUAGUUAACACCGUGUUAUCGUUACUUGGCAUUGGUCUGAUAGCAUUGUCUGUGUAUGAAUUGAAUUCCUCCACACCUGGCACCUUCGAACAUGUAGCUGUGGUAGUGCAAAUAUUCAUUGGAUCCUUUAUUAUACUCACCUCAUUCACGGGCUGUAUUGGAACUUGUCGUCAUUCCUUGAGUCUAAUAUGGAGUUAUGUCAUGUGUGUGGGAUUUUUGUUGGCAUUCCAACUUUACAUUAUUGUGGCAGCCCAUUCCACGGACUACGUUUUAAAUGCCCGUAAUGAUUUUAAUAAUUUGUGGUCGAAUUACACUCUCAACGAAGACCGGAUUUCGAGUAUAGAAACAAGUAAUCACUGCUGUGGCCGAAAUAGUUCAUUGGACUAUGAACACAUCGUUGGAGCAAUACCGAAAAAAUGCUACCUUAACCAGGAGAGAACACUUGAGAACCUCUUCAAGGAGGGCUGUUUGGAGGUUCUCGAAGAGAAUGCAUCGAAAAACAGUCAAAUUGGUUUGACAGUGAAAUGGAUUAUCUUCUUCCUGGAAUUAUGUGCCUUAGGAUUAGCAUCCUUGCUGGGAAUAAACUUGCGUAACAAACGCCGAAGGGAACAAUUUGAAAAUUAGUCAAAUACUGACUUUGUCGAAUCGAAUGAGGAAUAUACAAACAAAUAAAACGUAUUUAUAUUUUUGACUCUUUAUUUU
Messenger RNA from Musca domestica (house fly), 1003 nucleotides. RefSeq names its product protein late bloomer-like. The coding region runs from base 263 to 925 and encodes 220 amino acids. The transcript has 5 exons. The record is from RefSeq and is a predicted model, not a curated record. NCBI's taxonomy places the organism in Eukaryota, Metazoa, Arthropoda, Insecta, Diptera, Muscidae. Gene Ontology annotation, cellular component: membrane.